Messenger RNA from Prunus armeniaca (apricot), 405 nucleotides. Lineage: Eukaryota; Viridiplantae; Streptophyta; Magnoliopsida; Rosales; Rosaceae. The record is from the annotation of a GenBank genome assembly.
AUGGGUGUUGAUGGAAAGUUCUUCACUUUGGCUCAAGUCUCUGAGCACAACACCCCCAAGGACUGUUGGCUGAUCAUCAAUGGCAAGGUUUAUGAUGUGACCAAGUUUUUGGAGGACCAUCCAGGUGGUGAUGAUGUUUUGUUGUCUGCAACAGGGAAGGAUGCAACUGAUGAUUUUGAGGACGUGGGUCAUAGUGAUAAUGCCAGAGACAUGUUGAAGGACAUGUGCGUCGGAGACAUCGAUGCCUCUACUAUCCCCAGCAGUACCACAUAUACUCCUCCGAAGCAGCCUCAUUACAAUCAGGACAAGACUUCUGAAUUUAUCGUCAAACUUCUGCAGUUCCUUGUUCCCAUUGCAAUCUUGGGUUUGGCUUUUGGCAUCCGCCUUUACACCAAGUCAACUUAA